Didymodactylos carnosus is the source of this 363-nucleotide messenger RNA. The record is from the annotation of a GenBank genome assembly. NCBI's taxonomy places the organism in Eukaryota, Metazoa, Rotifera, Eurotatoria, Philodinida, Philodinidae.
AUGCCGGCGAAAGCUACAAAAGGGAAAAAAACUGAAAAAGAAACCGGUGGUUCUACAACAUCGGGUGGUAAAGCGAAAAAGAAGAAAUGGUCAAAAGGAAAAGUUCGAGAUAAGUUAAAUAAUAUGGUAUUAUUCGAUAAAGCAACAUAUGAUAAAUGUGUGAAAGAUCUUCCACAAUAUAAAUUAAUAACACCAGCUGUUGUUUGUGAACGAUUUAAAGUGCGUGGUAGUUUAGCACGAUCAAUUAUUGGUGAAUUAGUUAAAAAAGGUCAAAUAAGACAAGUUGUCAAGCAUAGUAAACAAGAAAUUUACACAAGAGCGACAAAAGAUGAUGCUGCACCCGAAGCCGACGCAGCAAAAUAA